Molecule: messenger RNA, 1573 nt
Organism: Wasmannia auropunctata (little fire ant)
Lineage: Eukaryota; Metazoa; Arthropoda; Insecta; Hymenoptera; Formicidae
Exons: 4
Coding region: 604-1350 (248 amino acids)
Source: RefSeq, a predicted model, not a curated record
GCAGUCGGCUAUCCCCACCACCUUAGAGAAGGAUUCCCUCCAGCAUGUGUUUAUCUGUUUGUGUUUAUCUCAUGCAUUAACCUCACUUUAAUCAGUUGAAUCUUGAUUCAGUCAUCGGUGAUCUCUAAACAGAGAACAAAAGCCUGGAAGUCAAGCCCGCUGACCUCCGGGACGUACGACCUAAUUAUGGUACUUAGAUCCAUACGGAUCUGACAACCAAGGGCUACAAGAAGAAGAAAGUCUCUGAACAGGAAAGCAGUGCAGUGCGCUGUAUAACCUCACAGGAAGGUUGAAGGCGCAAUAUAGACAGAAUAAUAUAGUAAGAGAGUAAAAAGACUAUAUAGAAUAAGUAACUCUGUGUCAUAGAACCCUAAGGAUUGGGUUGAAGGCACACAAGUUCCCCAACCGGGGAGCAUAACCUCCAAAAAAAAAUGAAGGCGCAAUAAUCCAUCAGCUGGUGGACUGUGGAGCAAAAGGAAAAAAACAAGAAAACAAAUUGAUCGGUGAUCUCACAGCUCACUGCGUCGGUGUAUCCCUCAGAACAUAUAUUACAAUUAUUAUUAUUAUUGUAAUAUAUGUUCCAAGGUGUAUCCAUAGGCGCAGAUGGCGAGUCUCCAGAGUACCGACGAUCUAAUGAAAGAAGUCGAACUGCCGUUCGACCGGGGUGACUGGAUCGGACGUAAUGCACUUGGUAAAAAUGAAAGCGGCACAACGGAACCCGUAAAACUUCCGUUGAAUCAGAAAUAUCAUAAUGCGGCGAAUACAGUUUUCGAGAGGCUCGUCCUGCCUUCGCGCAACAAAUCAUUGCGUGACGACAUUGCCAAUAAUGUUAAGAUCCAGGCGCACGGUAUUGAUUAUGUACGGAGCAUUGAUUGUGGCUCAGAGCUCUCUCACUUCGCUGUAUCGCCAACAUACGCUCAUAGCGCACUCUACACGACCAAUAAAAUAAUGGACGCAACAAAAGAAACCGCAGAAAUAAAGGAAUUACUUUUGCCAGAUAACUCACCGUUGACCACUGAUUUUAUUUCUGGACGGAUCUUCGGAGAUGCACUUGAUGAGCGUCCAGUAGGCUUUAUUCGUAAAAUAGAUAGAAGUAGUUUCCAUAGAGAAGGCCAAAAAUUGGAUACAGGACAUGUAAAUCAAAUAUUAAGGAAUAUCAUAACAAAGAAAGAUCGGCACUGCUUGUGUUUAAGGUUCCUCAAAAGGCCUACUGAAAAGCCGAAGGGUGGAAUUUUCGCAGAUCAAGUGAAUUCUGUAAUAAAAGACUUGGCAACGUGUAGUCUUACCAAGGAGGUAAAUGCAAACACCAUUAAAAAGAAACCCACUCAAACUCAUCUCACGCAAGUUUAAAAAAAAAGGAAAAGUUUUUUUACAAUUUACAACUGAUUAUUAGAUAUUGUUUAGAAUGUUUAAGUUAUAACUUUUACACCGUGCUCGUCGUAUGUUUCGGCAAAUUUUGUACUUAAAUUGAUAUAAGUGAAUAUAAUAAGUUUUAUAAUUACGAAACGCUUUUGACUGAAAGGAGCUUUACUUGUACAUAUAAACAGGAAUAAAAUAUGAAAUGUAAAAAUAA